UCACUUUAUCCGACGUUGACGGCGGCGUUCCUCGUCGUAGCGGCUCGCCAGAAAGGGGGCGAUUCUGGGCGCAUCUCGCCCUCGAGGAAACAGGUGUCCGGUCCGCCGUAUCUUCCGCCGUGCCACUCGGUGCUGUCCAAAAAAUUAUCACGAGAGAUGUGACAAGUAGAGAAAGCGUUGUACGUGAGAGAUAGAGUGAUACCGUUUAUGGCGACGACCGCUCGUGGCCCAUUAAUUAUAUUCCGAGCGGUAAUACGCUUCAUACGUCACGUCGCGUAACGACAAGAUCGAAUGUCGUGAACGGCGACUAUCUCUCUCUCUCUCUCUCUCUCUCUCUGUCGCACUUUCUGCCAAAUUGUUAAUUAAAUGUCUCAAAUCACGGUUACAUCGAGUGGGAUGGAACGCAGCAUCCACGAGAUGUUGAAAGAUGCACCGUCCUUGAAUGAAAGCGACAAUGCUGUACAUACCGGAACUCCUCCACCUCACGUGCCGAACAACUGUAGUGCGGACGGUCAUCCCAGACCAGCCACUAUAAAUUUGAGCCUAGGAAGCCCCACGUCGCAGAAUUAUAUCUGUGGUUUGGCAGCUGUGGCGGUCUCUCCGAGCACGCCCGUUCAGAAUGGCGAUACGCAGACUAUGCGCACCACCCAGAGCAAAAUCGAGAGUAUCAAGAACUGGAGCAUCUCCACGUACAAAUGCACCAAGCAAUUAAUGUACGAGAGACUAGGGAAAACAUCGCGUACCGUAGAUUUUGAACUGGAGACGCAGAUCGAACUGCUCAGAGACACUCAGAGAAAGUACUGCAACGUCCUGAGAUUAUCGCGCGCAUUGGCGUCGCAUUUCCACCACGUCGUGCAGACGCAGCACGCCCUCGGAGAAGCGUUUUCUGAGCUGGCGCAGAAAUCGCCCGAGCUGCAGGAGGAGUUUCUGUACAAUUCGGAGACGCAGAGGAAUUUGACGAAAAACGGCGAGACACUUUUAGGGGCCUUAAAUUUCUUCGUUUCCUCCGUGAACACGUUGUGCAACAAAACGAUCGAGGACACGCUGCUUACAGUGAGACAAUACGAAACCGCGAGGAUAGAAUACGACGCGUAUAGAACGGAUCUGGAGGCUCUCGUGCAAGCCACGAAGUCGGACGGUAGUAACGCGGCGAGAUUAGAAGAGGCGCAGGCCAAUUACGAAGGGCACAAGCAAAAUUUCGAGAAACUGCGCUCGGACGUUUCCAUCAAGCUGAAGUUCUUGGACGAGAACAGGAUCAAAGUGAUGCACAAGCAGUUGCUGUUAUUCCACAACGCCGUAUCCGCCUACUUUUCGGGGAAUCAAACCGCAUUGGAAGCAACUCUCAAACAGUUCAACAUCAAGGUGAAAUCGCCGAACUCGACUUUACCGUCAUGGCUGGAGCAGUAGUUCGACCAGAACAGACCGCUUCAUCGUCCGCUGCGAAGGAUAUGUGAAUACAACACAAGUGCGUUCGUCCACACCCGAGUUACCUCGAGUUGCGAGAAACGCGAAAAGUAAAGGUAGAGAACAGUCAUCAGAAACACAAACGAUUUACCGGUACACACUUGAGAGCUGCCGUCUUUUAGUCUGACACUUUAAUCGAGAUCGAGUGAGAAAGCGCGAGAGAGAGAGAGAGAGCGAGUUUCAUGAUGUAUAAACAGACUGAAUCCAUGUUACGGAAUAUCUAUCGUAAUGAUCAUUAUAGAUAUAUGAUACCUUCGAGACGUACAUCGUGUAUUAUAAAAUUAAUAAUUCUUUUAAAAGAAUCUCUAAAUGACUUAGUGAACGUUCGGAAAAUUGAUUUUCAAUGCUUAAAUACUUCGGAGAAAAAGAGGGAGAGAAAGACAGGUGAGGAGAGGCAAUAGAUAUUUAAUUUUUAUAUUUCUCUUAGAGAAGAGUUCCAAUGUAAAUACGUAAUGUAACGUAACACGAUAAAUGGAGCUUUCUAUUUUACAGCGUAUUUAGUGGCAUUGAUUGCUUGUUUAUAUCACACUUUACACACAUAAUAAAAGCAUAUAGCUUGAUAGUGACGGCUAUGUCCGAAAUCCUGUUAAGAGACUAAUCUUUGAAGGUUACAGCUCGCGCGUUGUUUUAUAAAAAUUGAAGCUUAAAGACUAUAUCGCUGAGUUACGUAAACUUAUUUCUUAUGUAUAACGAUGUAAUAAAUUAUAAUAUUAUGUAUUGCAAAUUAAUUUCUACUGAAAGCAAGGGAAAUGACAGGUUGCGCGAAUCUUAGUAGAAUGUUAAAAGUAAUCGUGUAUUAAAUGUACGUCAAGGAAACAUACAAUUGUAAUAUCAGAACAUUUUUCUUUUGUUACAAGUCUCAUAAGUAUUACGUUUCGUUUGUAUGGUGGAGAAUCAUGAGUAUUAUCUCGUACAAUUUAUUACUCAGUUUCUUUGAAUUUAUGCGCGUGUGUGCAUUCUAAUAUGUAUCGUAUAGUUUAAUUUAUAUAUAAUUUAUGCUUUUUUAUAUUUGAACUUUAUAAUUUAUGAAAAUUGCUUCCGAUAUAAAUGUUCUCGACAUUUUUGUGAUAAAUAUGUUAUGAUUGAAGGUGUAUAUUAGUUAUUGUUACUGUUAGAUACAGCUUUAUAUAAUAUAUACUACACACACACACAAAGAGUCGAGUCUGUUUCUUCUAUAAAUGAAUUAUGGCAAGUACUAUAAAAGAACACAAAUAUCAUGGCAUCGAUGAUAUCUUCUUCGAAAAACUUAUACUCACUUUCCAAACUCAACUUUAUACAGAGGCAAAACAUCGCGAAGAACAACUAGUCACUGUUUUACUUAAGUAUAUGUUUCCAAAAUUGUAAGAAUAGAAAGAUAAUGAUAACGUACUACCGAUUUUAGAUGUAUAAGUUUGAAUGCUUGCGCUUGUGUAUCCCCUACAGUGAGAACAUGAUAUAGUUUACGCCACAGUUGCAUCACCGAUUUAAAAUUUACUCGGAAGAUCUCGGAAACCUUAAAAAGUAUUUUUUAGUAGGAAGUGAUGGCACUUCUGAUAACGAUCGCUGUCACUUAUUACUUGCCAUGAUAGUGAUAACCAUUUGCAACUAGCUAUCCUUAACGAACAAAUAAAUUAAUUCGUAGCGAUAUAAUAUUACAAGGAGCUGUGUUUGUAUAUUCACUUGCAGUACUGAGAAUCUAGAAUAUACAUAACAUGAACUGUAGAUUUUCAGUAUACCGGCAAUGAAUAUGUAAGGACGCAGGCAAGUGUUGCAUCACCGAGAUUGUGAAGUUGAUUCUUCCAGGGUGUGUAUAUGAUAUUUAGUAAAGGCAUUUCACGUGUGUGUAUGGUGAAUGUAUACGAAGUAAAUGUACAUGAUAUCAAAUAGUCAUGGAAAAAUUCAGCAGAUUCUUUCUCAUUUUACGCUUGCAUCCGUUAUCCGGGGAAUAAUAGCCAAUAGCAAUACGGAAUAUUUGAUAACUCCGGCCUUCAGUGUGUAUAAUAAAAUACUGCAUUGGUACGUGUACAUAUAUGUUUCUUUAUGUACGUGAGAAUUUCGAGAGGGUAUUACCCCUUCUUUUUUAAUUCAUACAGUUUGCUACACGGCUGAAUUACAUUCCGUAGAACAACUCUCGAUCAUUUCUGAGUUCUGUAUCUCUAUAAAACAGGACUUGAUAUUUUUUAGCCAGUCUUAUACAAAAAAAAAAACUGUUAUUUCCAUUAUAAAUUAAGUAUGUACAAUAAAGCACUUAAUUAUUUGAGUAAUAUGUAGCAGAUGAGAAAUAUUAUGUUCCUAACUAUGAUGUUAUCGUGUGUGUAUAUUAUGUGUAUACAAGUUCUUAACAAUAAAUGAACACUUAUAUAAAUA
This is a messenger RNA of Dinoponera quadriceps, 3810 nucleotides long. It is a transcript of the gene Arfip, whose product is annotated as arfaptin-2. The transcript is spliced from 6 exons. Gene Ontology annotation, cellular component: trans-Golgi network membrane. Gene Ontology annotation, molecular function: protein domain specific binding; phospholipid binding. The record is from RefSeq and is a predicted model, not a curated record. Gene Ontology annotation, biological process: intracellular protein transport; regulation of Arp2/3 complex-mediated actin nucleation. Lineage: Eukaryota; Metazoa; Arthropoda; Insecta; Hymenoptera; Formicidae. Bases 367 to 1407 code for a protein of 346 amino acids.